Oreochromis aureus is the source of this 3291-nucleotide messenger RNA. RefSeq names its product cell cycle progression 1 (gene ccpg1). The record is from RefSeq and is a predicted model, not a curated record. Gene Ontology annotation, cellular component: membrane. The transcript has 10 exons. NCBI's taxonomy places the organism in Eukaryota, Metazoa, Chordata, Actinopteri, Cichliformes, Cichlidae. The coding region runs from base 153 to 2612 and encodes 819 amino acids.
ACUACACUUCCCUCCCACUGGUCGGUUACGCAGCGUCAACGGCUAAACUGGCUCGGGCAUAUACUGCAAUAACUGUGCAGCUUCUUGCAAACAGCUGUCUCGCCGCUAGGAACAAAACACUGACGUCUGUGUGCUGCUGACAGCUGACAGAAAUGUCAGAGACCUCCAGCGAUGCGGAGUCCUCCUGUGGCUGGACUAUUAUUAGUAAUGAGGGUUCAGAUAUCGAGACUUUGGGAUCCGAGACUGCAGUGGAGUACGGAGCUGAGCUGUUAGAGCGCCCUCCGGUGGAAGAACCACAGGUGCAGGAUGUUCAGACUUCAGUAUCUGCUGCUGUGUGUGCAGAAGAGAGAACUGCUGAUUCACUGGACAACACUCUGGGAGAACAAACUUUAGAUGAGACACUGAACGCCUCGGAGGCCGGAGACGAAGCUGCAGGGAAAGAGCCCGUGCUGUCCUCCAGCGACCUCUCGGACAUCGUGACCCUGCCAGACUUGAAGGAGGGGGAGCACGCCGAAGUGGAAGAGGAGGCAGCCGCCAGUGAAGAUCUUUACCUCGGCACCUCCUGCAGCAGCCAGUACACCUUCAGUGCUGCAGAGACCGUUUUCCCAGUGCAGCCGCCAGCGGUGACAAACUCAAGCAGCAGCGAGGAUGAGGCUGGACGCAGCGCCAGCACUGUUGUACGAAGACGAAGGUUGAGGAGGAGUACCACAAACACCAUGACUGACCCCGAGGAGGAGACUGUGUUGGAAUCUCGCCCGAGUGAUGAUGAUGAUAAGGGGGAGGAGGAGGUUAAAGAACAGAAGCAGCAGCAAGAGGAGGAGGAGACUGAAGUGAGAAGAGCUGCUCGGGAUGUUGAAGAGAGAGCCCAAAACAGCAGCAUCUUCAAAACUUCUAUCCUCAUCACUCUUGUAAUAGCUGCCUUCCUGUGUUUGGGUCACUUCUACAAGAAAUACGAGAUGAAGAAGAAGCUCUUUGAUUUGGACUAUGUGAUGGACCUUACAUCCCAGGAAGAGUUGUUCGAGUAUGGCAUGGAAGAAAUGCAUGACGACCAAAUUCCAUUGCUCAUGGAGCUUGAGAGUAUUAGGAACAAGAACCAGGAGCUCAUUCUGAAACAGGCUAAUGUUCAGGCCCAGAGAGAUAAGUUGGAAAUGUUGCUGAAAGAGAAAGAGGAGGAGAACACUAACAUGGUGUCUCAGCAGCAGAAGCUUGCAGCUGAGAACCAGCUGCUGAAAAGCUCUCUGCAGCGAGAAGAGAUGUCGUUGUCAGCCUUACAGGAGGAGCUGAAGAGUCUGCGCUCUAAGAUCAGAGAUCUGGAGUCGAUGGGAGCCGGAGCCGACUCGCUGCUGUCAGAAAACCAGAACCUGAAAGAGCAGCUGGAGGAAGAGAAGCAGCUGACCAGAAGCUUCCAAGGCCAGCGGGAAAACAUGAUGGCCGAAGCACAGACGCUGAGAAAGAAGCUUGACAAAGAGAGGAAGGUCACGGAUGAGCUGAGGAGAGAGCUAAGUCGACUGAGAAGUCGACUCCCAGGAGCCGGAAAGGAAUUGGGUUCAGAGGCGGAGGAGCUGCAGUCCCGUCUGAUGGAGCUGGAGAAGAGGCUGAGCUUUGAGCAGCAGCGCUCUGACCUGUGGGAGCGGCUGUAUGUGGAGACCAAAGAGGAAAGAGCCAAAGGAGACACGGAGCCCAAAGUGAAAAAACCAAAGCAUGGCAUGGCGGGAAAAGUGAAGGAGACGUUUGAUGCUGUGAAGAACUCCACCAAGGAGUUCGUACACCACCACAAGGAGCAGAUUAAAAAAGCCAAAGAGGCCGUGAAGGAGAACCUGAGGAAGUUCUCUGACUCUGUCAAAUCCACUUUCAGACAUUUCAAGGAUUCUGCCUCGACCUUCAUCAAUAAAGCCCGAGGGUUUUAUAAACAGAGAAGCAAUGAGAAGAAUACAAGGGAGUCAUGGCAGCACAGAUCCCACAAGCCUCAUCAACGACACAAACACGACUCUGGCCACAACACCCGGAAGUCAGGAGACAAAGUUCAUCAGGACUGGGAGCAAAACACUCACAAAGCCCACAUGAAGGGAUGCUCCGGGGUUUUCGACUGUGCCUACCAGGAAUCCACCAGGCUCUUCAACAAAGCCACAGAGCCAAUCAGAGCCGACGAGUUUCACAAGCUGCUGCAGAGCUACCUGCAGCAGGAGGUCGACCACUUCCACCACUGGAAGGAGCUGGAGAAGUUCAUCAACAACUUCUUCCGCAACGGAGUGUUCAUUCACGACCAGAUGCUGUUCACAGACUUUGUGAGCGGGGUUGAAAACUUUCUCGCAGACAUGCGCAAGUACCACGGCCUCGAUGAUGACGCUUUCGGGGAUGUUGAUGACUACAUCUACAGGCACUUCUUUGGAGAAACAAACACAAAGAGUUACAGCCCGAGUGGGCCGUUUGAAGGACCCGAGGCAGACUCAAAGGAGGAAUCGAGGACAAAGCACGAGCAGCGUAAGCAGCAGCGCGCCCGGUCUCGACCCCAUAGCGAACGCAAGUGGAGCCGAUCAGGAAGAAACGCAGACAGACACAUGGCUGACGUCAAGAUAGAGCUGGGCCCGAUGCCCUUUGACCCCAAAUACUGAAACGAUUUCAGCUAGUUUAUUACAAUGGCUACAAACUUUAGUUGCAAAGUCACCUUUUUUGUUUUUGUAAGUUUGCACAACUUUUGAAUGCUACUGAACGGCCUUCAGCUCUUUGGUGUUUGGUGAAGUAAUCAUUAGGUUGGAGUGGAAGACGUGGUCUAACUACAUGUAACUUGAGUUUAUCUAAGAUGUUAAAUUGAGUCAUUCUUUAAAAUUUGGCUGGUAAAUUUUAGACGGAUGAGCACCUCCCUCUUCAGCCUCAACACCUUCAUUUAAAAACAGCAGAGACUAAAAAAAGGGGGGGCACUUCUGGAUGUUUCUGUGUUCAGUUUGAUGGUUUUAAUUUGCUGCUACACUAACAGCUUUGUGUGAUGUGAGAGCUCACAUGCUGUUUCCUAUCAUUCCACCUUUAACUUAAUUUAACUGGACAGUUUCACUUGUGAUGGAAAAGGAAAAAACUGGAAAAAAUAACAUUUGAGGAAAUGUAACUGUAUAUAAAAUGUUUUUUUUAAAUUGAUGAAAAUUUAAAUUGAUGAAAAUGAAUGACAAGAUUUAAGUGUAAAAUAUUUAUUUCCAUUUGAAAAAGAAAAAAACCCCACAUGUUUUGCCAUAAGGACAGAAAGUUGCCAUUGUUCCAGUGUUUGUCAGUGCCUUUCAUAAAUAAAGAUGCUUCCUCCGA